This is a messenger RNA of Cuscuta campestris, 2056 nucleotides long. Lineage: Eukaryota; Viridiplantae; Streptophyta; Magnoliopsida; Solanales; Convolvulaceae. The record is from the annotation of a GenBank genome assembly.
CGUAAGGAUGUGAUUUCGCCACGUUUCUCGUUCUUUUUCCACUGUAAACUCCUAACGUCCCAGCCCAACACCGCCGUUGGGGGAGUCGGCGACCCACAUUCACCCUAGGGUUUCCCCUGAUUCAAUCCAUUCAAGUCGCCGACGGUAAAGGUUCAAUUCGUCGGCGGAGCAAAAUCAUCUUAUCCUUACGUUCUCAACGAUGGCCUCGAAGCUUCUAGACGCCGUUUUCCGAGGCAGAUAUGUUAAGCCCGCCUCCAUUCUCCGCCCUCUUUCUACCUCCGCGGCGGCUGCGAAGGUAGAACCGUACGAGGAAGUUUCCGGCGGGAUCACCAUGAAAGGAGUGAAGAUCGCCGGAAGACCUCUGUACCUGGAUAUGCAGGCCACGUCUCCGGUGGACCCACGCGUGCUUGACGCCAUGCUCCCUUAUUACAUCUCGCGCUACGGAAACCCUCACUCUCGGACUCAUCUCUACGGCUGGGAAUCGGACGAUGCCGUCGAGAAGGCCCGCGCCCAUGUUGCGGCCCUAAUUAAUGCUUCCCCUAAAGAGAUCAUCUUCACUUCCGGUGCCACAGAGUCCAAUAACAUCUCCGUCAAAGGAGUCAUGCAUUUCUACAGGGAGAAGAAGCGACACGUCAUCACCACACAGACUGAGCACAAGUGUGUUCUUGAUUCCUGCCGUUACCUGCAGCAAGAAGGCUUCGAUGUCACCUACCUCCCGGUAAGCUCUGAUGGGCUUAUUGACCUAGAGAAGCUCAGGGCCGCAAUCCGGCCGGAUACAGGUCUCAUUUCUGUGAUGAUGGUGAACAAUGAGAUUGGGGUCAUCCAGCCAAUGGAGGAAAUUGGAAAAAUCUGCAAAGAAUUCAAUGUUCCUUUCCACACCGAUGCAGCACAAGCUCUGGGGAAGAUUCCAAUCGACGUGGAUAAGAUGAAUGUGAGUUUGAUGUCGCUUAGUGGGCACAAAAUCUAUGGGCCCAAAGGAGUUGGGGCUCUAUACAUGAGGCGUAGACCGAGGAUUCGGGUCGAGGCCCAAAUGAAUGGAGGGGGGCAAGAGAGAGGGAUAAGGAGUGGAACAGUGCCGACCCCAUUGGUGGUGGGGUUUGGAGCUGCCUGUGAGGUGGCCAUGAAGGAAAUGGAGUAUGAUGACAAGUGGAUCAAGGGUUUGAAUGAGAGGUUGUUGAAUGGGAUAAAGUCCAAGCUUGAAGGAGUUGUGGUGAACGGAAGUGAGGAAAGGCGCUAUUCUGGGAACUUGAAUCUCUCAUUUGCUUAUGUGGAAGGGGAGAGUUUGUUGAUGGGGUUGAAGGAGGUUGCGGUGUCAAGUGGUAGUGCUUGUACAAGUGCCAGCUUGGAGCCCUCUUAUGUUCUAAGGGCAUUGGGUGUGGAAGAGGACAUGGCCCACACCUCGAUUAGAUACGGGAUUGGGAGGUUCACUACCGAGGAAGAGAUUGAUAGGGCCGUAGAGCUUACGGUGCACCAAGUUGAGAAGUUGAGGGAAUUGAGUCCUCUUUAUGAAAUGGUUAAGGAGGGUAUUGACAUUAAGAGCAUCCAAUGGGCUCAACACUAGUCCUUUUUGCAUUUCUGCUCUCAAUCAACAUGCCAGAUUGAACACGCAGAAGCUACGAACAGGACUCCCGAGGAGUUUUUUACCUUUGAAAACCCCCCAGAUUUCUUUGUGUGAUGGCUUGAUGUCGAUCUAGAUGCGAAAGGAGGAGUCCUAGGAAGAGAAAAGAUAAAGCAGUUGAAGCUGGGUUUGCUUGAUCUUCUUUGUGGAGGGCUAUAGUCCAAAAAGAUCUUCAAACGAUCAGUUAAGAAAAGCCUCUUUGUUAAUGUGUUUUGUGUAGGUCAAACUCAAAUAAAUUGAGUACGUGAUUUAUGCCGUUUGUGAAAGGAAAAAAAAAAAUUAUUUGUGUUUGAAUUUGGUGUACUGUUGAAGAUGAAUUACUCUAAUUUCGAUUUAUACUCGCCUAUCAAUUUUGAAGGUCCUGUGCAAUUUUUUAGGCCCUGAAGCUAAAAAUUACGGAGUAUACUUUGUAGUUUGUACUACUACUGUACUACCUUU